AUAGGCAAUGUCACGCAAAUUAUAGAUUUUAUAAACUAUGUAUUUCGACCACAUGUAGAAUUUUCACCAGACUCUCCGUACAAGCUAGAUUAUGUAUAUGAUAAAGAAAUUUUAGUUGUUUGGGCUUUUACAAAAAGAUUCGAUAAAACUACAUCUUUAGCAUUUAGCAAAUGGUUGAAAAAGCAAAGCAUCGAUUUUUUAUCAGAAGAGACAGAACGUAAAUUAGUAAAAGGAGACACAGGCGACGAAAAGAUAAGAAGACGCCAUUUAAAUGUUUUGAAUAGCGUAUAUUAUGCUGGCCUUGUGAAAAAGAUUGUAGAUAUGAUACCAAGAUACCAUGCUUAUAUAAACCAAUUGAAAAAGGACGGAUAUCACAUUGUCGGUUAUUGUAGAAAGUCCAAAACACAAAGUAGCAAUCGAGCAAUUAAAUUGCAAAGAAUGGUUGACAUAUUACGACAAAGGUCGCUCGUUAAAAAAAAUUUCGUCUCACCUUCCAGCAGCGUAAAAGAGAGUUUUUAUAAACGAGACUUCAAUGAUCAAGAUAUUUUAUCGGAAUUAGAUGAAAUUAACGGAUGA
Molecule: messenger RNA, 576 nt
Organism: Mucor mucedo
Lineage: Eukaryota; Fungi; Mucoromycota; Mucoromycetes; Mucorales; Mucoraceae
Exons: 2
Source: RefSeq, a predicted model, not a curated record